AGAUAAAUUUAAAGAAGAAGGCGGAUAGAAUGCUUUCAAGCCACGGAGAGAAGAGGAGGAGGAGGAGAAGAAGAAGAGAGGAAGAGAAGGGGAGGAAAGAAUGAAAUUUUCGUAGCACCAUUCCCAUUCUACCCCUUAUCCACCUCUACGUCUCUAACCCCUCCUCUUCGAUUGCCUCUCUAUCCCCCAACAAAUGCCUCCAUUCCUCCUCCUCCUCCUCUCCCUCCUCAUUGGCUUCGAUGCCUUCCUCGCCGCGCCGGCGUCCGCCGAACCCCUCUCCACCUCCCUCCGCAUCCCUCUCCACCGCCGCCCGCCGCCCCUUGCCACCGCGACCCGCCUCGACUACGUCAGGGACCUCGUCAAAAGCGACCACCUCCGGCAGCGGAUGAUCUCCGGCACCAUCUGGCAGCGCCGCCACCGGCAGCAGCGGAGGGCUUGCGAGAACGCCACCUCGGCGGCGGACUCCUUCGCAAUGCCGCUGUCCUCCGGCGCGUACACCCACACGGGGCAGUACUUCGUCCGGUUCCGCCUCGGCACGCCGGCGCAGAAAUUCGUGCUGGUCGCCGACACCGGCAGCGACCUCACGUGGGUGAAGUGCAGCUUCGACCGGCGCAAAUGCCGGCGCUGCGCUGGCGGGAGGGUCUUCCGCCCGGAGAAGUCCGUGUCGUUCGAUCCGAUCCGCUGCUCGUCGGCCAUGUGCAAAACCUCCCUCCCCUUCUCGCUCGCCACGUGUCCUUCCCCGUCGAGCCCCUGCGCUUACGAUUACGGGUACUCGGACGGAUCGGCGGCACGGGGCAUCUAUGCGCACGAAUCGGCGACGGUGAUGCUAUCCAACAGUCAUCAGAAGGCGAAGCUGAAAGGGCUGGUCAUCGGGUGCACGUCCUCGUUCGCCGGAUUGAGCUUCCGCUCCUCCGACGGGGUGUUGGGGCUGGGGCACAGCGGUAUCUCCUUUGCCUCGCGGGCCACCCAACUUUUCGGGGGGAAGUUCUCUUAUUGCCUGGUGGACCACCUUAGCCCCAAGAACAUCUCGAGCUAUCUCACCUUCGGCCCCAACGGCGCGCUGAUCCCCUCCGAGGCGCGCCAAACCGAGCUUCUCAUGGAGCCGUGGCUCGAGCCGUACUACUCCGUCAGGGUCUCCUGCAUCUCCGUCGACGGCGAGGUGCUAAAGAUACCUAUGAGCGUCUGGGAUGUGGAGAAAGGAGGAGGAGCGAUACUGGACUCCGGUACGAGCUUGACGGUGUUAGCCAAGCCGGCGUACGAUGCCGUGGUGUCGGCUCUGAGCCGGCGGCUCGCAGGGGUGCCGAGGGUGGGCGUGGAGCAGUUCGAGUACUGUUACAACUGGACGGCUGCCAUCCCGGCGGCGGUGGUGCCCAAGUUGGUGGUCCAUUUCCACGGUGCGGCUUGGCUCGAGCCGCCGGCUAAGAGCUACGUGAUCGACGUGGCAGACGGCGUGAAGUGCAUCGGCUUCACGUCGGCACCGUGGCCGGGGGUGAGCACGAUAGGGAAUAUUCUUCAGCAGGAGCACCUAUGGGAGUUCGAUAUAAAGAAUCGACGGCUGAGAUUUCAAGCGUCCACAUGUGCUCCAUAUUGAUCAGAUUUCCAAUCUCUGUUUUCUUCUCUCCUGUGGAUUUAAAUUUCCUCUUUUCUUUGUUUGAUAUUAAUGACGUAUGUGUGAUGUAACAAUAAGAUGGGAUGUAUAGAUUAGUUUUGGAUUGUGAAUGAUUGGAUGUGGGGGUCUGGUGGCUGAGCUCUCUGGAGACCGUCUGCCGUGGUAUAAACCGCCCGUGAUUUGAAAAGGAUGGGUACACCGUAAGGUUGGUGUUGUAACGGUGGUCCAUGCUAGAAAGCGACGCGUGCCUUAAAAAAAGUAUCAAGAUCUAAGACCAA
Elaeis guineensis (African oil palm) is the source of this 1887-nucleotide messenger RNA. Its product is annotated as aspartic proteinase NANA, chloroplast. Gene Ontology annotation, molecular function: aspartic-type endopeptidase activity. Gene Ontology annotation, biological process: proteolysis. The record is from RefSeq and is a predicted model, not a curated record. Lineage: Eukaryota; Viridiplantae; Streptophyta; Magnoliopsida; Arecales; Arecaceae.